This is a messenger RNA of Olea europaea var. sylvestris, 3308 nucleotides long. RefSeq lists its product as uncharacterized. The transcript has 7 exons. The coding region runs from base 401 to 3244 and encodes 947 amino acids. The record is from RefSeq and is a predicted model, not a curated record. Lineage: Eukaryota; Viridiplantae; Streptophyta; Magnoliopsida; Lamiales; Oleaceae.
AAAUAUAUCAGAGUAAAUGAUACCUUGUCGAGUCCGACAAAGAGUCGGUGGAGAAGAAAGAAGCAAAAUUCACUGCAAAACAAAAUACUCUCUCUCUAAAAUCCGGCUUCUCCGGCAUUAACCUUGCCGUAAAUUUCUGAUUCCGGAAACCUGUCAGCCUUCGCUAUUUCUGCUAUCUGACUCGAGCUCCUCAUAAAAAAUCUAUUUAAAAGCCUUUAUUUCUGUGUUUGACUGUGUGGAGAAGGUAGAAGAAAAAUCUGUGGAGUGUUUGUCUGUGCACAUUAUUAGAGGUUGGCAUUGCGAAAUUUGUGUGUGAAUAUUUUAGAGUCGAUGCAGUACUUUUCGUUACGGUUCUUCGAUCUCGGUUUUGGAAGUGGAGUGUGCAAUACCAGUUAUUGAAAUGAACGGGAGACACCAGAAUGGAAAAAACUGCAGUUUUGAGAGAACUUUUCCGGGGUGCUUGGGAAGAAUGGCGAACUUUUUUGACCUGAAUGGUGCGGUGGCUGGAAACAGGCUGCUCACUGAUAAACCACAUCGAGAUGGUUCACCACUCUCAAAAAGCCAAGCAGAUGAUGCAUCUUUGUCUCCAUCUAAUUACCAAAUAGAGGACAAAGUGAUUGUGCCUGAACUCGAAAGAACUGGUUCAAACAGAAAAUCAAAUGCAACACCCAUAAAGAUGCUCAUUGCCGGAGAAAUGUCCAAAGAAGUAGAUUCCAAACACAGUCCGUCUAAUGUGGUUGCUAAGUUGAUGGGUCUUGAUGCCAUUCCAUGCCAGGAACCUGAUUCAGUUGCACAACGAAGCCAUUUUAAAGGUCAUCCUCGAAGUCAUUCAGAUAUACCAGUGAGUUACUGGAAGCAACAGAAUGGAUUCUUUGAAUAUGUAGAACCAAAUGAGUGCAGCGAUGUUUAUGAAAAACGUAAGAAAUCACAAAAAACAAAUUAUCUGCUAGACAAAUCACCACAGAAGGGAAAAUAUUAUGAAACUACUAAUGACAAGAAGAUGGCUCUUGUUCGCCAGAAGUUCAUUGAAGCAAAACACCUGUCUAUGGAUGAAAAACUUCGGCAGUCAAAGCAAUUCCAAGAUGCCUUAGAAGUUUUAAAUUCCAACAAAGACUUAUUUCUUAGGUGUCUGCAAGAACCAAAUUCACUGUUUUCUCAGAAUCUUUACAAUCUGCAGUCUAUCCCUCCUCCUCCUGAGACGAAGAGAAUUACCAUUCUUAGACCUUCAAAGAUGGUGGACGGUAACAACUUUUCUGCAGUGGGGAAUAAAGAUGGAAAACUGGUGAAGAAAGGUGGAUUGGAAAAAAGCCAUCAGAGAUGUUCCCCUCCAGCGGGACGGAAGAUUGACGAAACUCCCACUCAACCAACUCGAAUAGUAGUUCUGAAGCCAAGCUCAGUGAGACCACACGAUAUUAAGUCUGUUGAUUCUCCACGGUCAGAAUCACCAAGGAUAUUACAUGGGGAUGAUUUUUUUGGUGAUGUAGAAGAUGACGAGAAACAAGAAUCUAAAGAAGUUGCAAAAGCAAUCACACAGCAGAUGCGUGAAACGCUCCAUAGAGAUGAAACCUUGCUUUCUUCUAUGUUCUCCAAUGGAUAUGUCGGUGAUGAAAGUUCAUUUAAUAAAUCGGAAAUUGAAUAUGCAGAGGGUAAUCUCAGUGAUUCAGAAGUCAUAUCACCCACAUCUAGGCACUCUUGGGAUUAUGUUAAUAGGUUUGGUAGCCCUUACUCAUCCUCAUUUAGCCGUGCAUCAUAUUCUCCAGAGUCAUCAGUUUGCAGAGAAGCAAAGAAGCGCCUCUCUGAAAGAUGGGCAAUGAUGACAUCUAAUGGGAGCUGUCUAGAACAAAGACCCGUGAGGAGAAGCUCUAGCACAUUGGGGGAAAUGCUUGCUCUUUCUGAGGCAAAGAAGGCUGGAAUUCCUAAGGAACUAGGUAGCACUAUUGAAGAACCUAAGAAUUCUGAUUCUCUCUUUGGUAGUGAGCAGACAGAGGAUGAAAAUCUAGAUAAUUCUCCUAGGAAUCUCUCGAGGUCAAAAUCCGUUCCAGUAUAUUCUGCUGAGUUUGGCACCAGGCUCAAUGUAGACAUUCCGGAUCCAGAGGUUUCUAAGGAGGCUACAAAGACAAGAAGUGGAAAAUUGUCAUUCAGAGGAAAGGUUUCAAGUUUGUUUUUCUCAAGAAACAAAAAAACUAGUAAAGAUAAAUCUGAAUGCAAAGAUGAGUCUUGCUCAUCUGCAAUACAUUUUGGGCAAGUAGGCAGAGAUCGAGGUGAACGACUUAGUGAUGAAGGGCUUGAAUGUCUGUCACCUGUUGAGAAGGAUCCAUCAAUUAAAGCAGCUUCCCCAAAUAUAAUUGGCCAGCAGGGCAUUACAUCUCCCAAGAGUGAACUGUCUGUAACAAAAUCUGUUGCACCUGGAAACCGAAGUGAGAACCAGGACCAACCAAGUCCAAUAUCAGUCUUAGAUCCAAAUUUUGAAGAGGAUGAACAUGCAGCGCUGGAGUCCUCUAGUUUUGUCAAGCCUGAUCGACAUGGAUUUGAGUUGCCGGUUCAUCCUGUUAGAUCAAAUUUGAUUGACAAAUCACCACCCAUAGGAUCUAUUGCUCGGACACUACCAUUGGUUGAUUUGGUUAUGGAUACAUCCUCUUCAUAUCCCUUAAAAUCAUCCUUACCCUCCCCAGGAGCAGAGGAAGAAUGGUUUUUCUUUGUUCAGACAUUAUUAUCAGUGGCUGGACUUGUUGGUGAGGAGCAACCUGACUCGUUCUUGGUUAGAUGGCACUCACCUGAAAGCCCAUUGGACCCAUCAUUAAGAGACAAGUACAUAGAUUUAAAUGAGAAAGAGACGCUACAUGAGGCUAAGCGAAGGCAAAAGAGGUCGACCUGUAAACUUGUGUUUGAUUGUGUGAACGCAGCAUUAGUGGACAUUGUGGGAUAUGGACCGGCCUCAUCCCAAAGAACCAUCCCAUGCACUGGGGCUAAUAAUAGCUCAUUGGAGAAUGCAUCAUUGAUGAUGCUGGACCAGGUGUGGGCCAGGAUGAAGAUAUGGUUUUCUGGUCAGGCCAGAUGUGUUUCGAUAGGUUUUGGGGAUGACAACAGCCUGGUGGUUGAGAGUGUAGUAAGAAAAGAGGUGGUGGGGAAGGGGUGGGAUGAUCAUUUGAGACUGGAGAUGGAUAAUUUAGGAAAGGAAAUUGAAGGGAAGUUGCUAGAAGAGAUUGUGCUAGAUGCUGUGGUGGAAUUGACAGGUAGACUUUGAUGAUACUUUAUACAUUUUAGUGACUUAAAUAAUUUCUUUAAUUUACAACUCUAUUGUUUGUGCA